Plutella xylostella (diamondback moth) is the source of this 2052-nucleotide messenger RNA. Its product is annotated as outer dynein arm-docking complex subunit 4. Lineage: Eukaryota; Metazoa; Arthropoda; Insecta; Lepidoptera; Plutellidae. The record is from RefSeq and is a predicted model, not a curated record. Gene Ontology annotation, molecular function: protein binding.
AUGUAUCUCUAUAGAGUUGUGAGAAGUAACAAUUGUUCGCGAGGGCUGAGAUAUGAAGAAGAAAUUAGAGCUGGAACACGGGGCGCCGUGUGGCGUCCUUACGGCCUAUAGAGAAAGAGGGAACUAUUUGCAACGCCUUGAGCAGUUUGAGAAGGCGAUCCAGAGCUACGAUGAAGCUUUGGCGUGGCAUAGCAACGAUGUGCGCAGCCUGCUGGGCCGCAGCGUGGCGCGGGCGAAGGCCACCCAGUACAGCGGAGCCCUACAGGACGUGGCCAGGGCCAUAGAGUUGGACCCGGAUAACAUAACAGCCAAGCAGAUCCGUGCUCAGACGGAGUACGAGAAAUGUUCGUUCGAACGCAGCCUAGUGUUGGCACACAGAGGCAAGCGCCUCCGCCGGUUCCCGCCCGACUUCGCCGAGUGCGCCAGGCACGCCGAGGAAACGAUUCGAGAGUGCGCCGGAAAGAGCGCGUCUGGUAUGAUGAAGCUGGCGAUUCCACUUCUGAAGAACAUGGAAAUGAGGAGCGCUUCCGACACCGGAGUUGCGCAGGCGCCGCGCCGGAGCAGAGUGCCGGCUCACACCACGCAUGAGGUGCAAGAAGUCUCCUACACAGACCAGCAGAAGCUUCGCCAGACGUCUCGUCGCAUGGCGUGCAAGUACCUGGGCCGUAUGGCUCACGACCGGCACUUCCUCGACGGGCUGUGCGGGGACGAGCGGCUAGCGUCUGCCAACAAGCGGGGGUCUGAGCUGCUGCUGGAGCUGGCUAGGAAAGGAGCCGCGGAUUUGGGGAAACGACAGGAGGUGCUUCGCGAGCGGCGUCCCAUGUACGCGGCCGAGGCAGCCGAGUCUGCCGCGCGGGCUCGCCUCAGCAACAAGCGCCAAGAACACCUGACCCGCACCCAGAAACAACACACCACUAACGCCAAACGCCUGCUCCAAACAGCCGAGAAGGUUCUAGAACAGAGAGACACGGCAAAAUGCUUGGAGAACGCGGAGUUCGCUAUGGAGCAAAUAGCGAGGAUCCCGGCCAGACUGUUGCCGCGGAAGGAGAAGUUCAUGCAAGAGCUUUACAGGAUUGUGGCAACGGCUUUCUUGGAUCAGAAGCGCGUGGGGAGCGAGAUGAGCGAGUCGUCGCGCGAGUGCCGCGCGUUCGUGCUGCUGGGGCUGGGCGUGUCGCGCGAGCCCAGCCGCGACUCCGUGCUGCAAGCGCGCCCGCCGCCGCCGCGGGAUGCCAAGCGUCGUCUGACUACCCUGGAGCGUCGCUGGGCGGCGGCCCGCGGCGCCGAGCGCUGCUACGUGGCGCACGAGCUGGCGCGCCUGCACCUUGAUCUGAAGCAGCCGCAGCGAGCGCGAUACUACGCUUACAAGUGCCGGGCAGAUGCUCGCUCAGCGAAUCAGCGAUUGUGGCUGUUAAACGCAGCGUUUGUCUUCGCCCGCUGCAACAUCCAACUGAACAACCGGAACGAAGCGAAAGCAGCGCUGCUCGAGGCCGCAGGGUGGGCGCGCCAGUUCGGGUAUAGCGAUGUGUCGGCGUUCUUGGACACGUGUGCGACCGUGUCAACGGAAGGCGAAGUGGAGGCUGAGGAGGAGCCGCUGCAGCGCCGGGAGAAGGCCAUGGUCAGCCUCAUGCAGGACGACGACCUCAAGUCUGCCGCCAAGCACCUCUUCAAGAGGAUGUCUAUGGUGCCUACUACAAGGCGUUUCUCAGUGAUGCCAGGCCAGCGCAGCGUGGACACGGGGGCCACGGGGGCCGUGGGGGCUGCGGGGGCCACGAGCCGCCGCGUGUCCAUCAUGCCCAACGUGAAGCCGCCCACCACCGUCACUCAGAACAAGAAGACUGUAGUGGGCUUCCAGGACUUCGAUGUUUAAAAACUUUUUGGAGAAAAACUCUGUUCAAUGGCUUUUUUUUGAACUGUCACAUGGAACAAAUAGGCCGUAAAUGGCUUCCUGAACUUUUUAUUUAUACUUAUAUUUUUUAUGCUUUAUUAUGUUUCUUUUAUUUAUAUUUCAAAACAAACGAUCGCCGAAUCCAUUAUUAAACUUUUUUCAAGUCA